Molecule: messenger RNA, 1011 nt
Organism: Clonostachys rhizophaga
Lineage: Eukaryota; Fungi; Ascomycota; Sordariomycetes; Hypocreales; Bionectriaceae
Source: the annotation of a GenBank genome assembly
AUGAGUGUCGCAUACGAACCCCGAAACUUCAUCAACGAGGGCGCCUACCCGCCCAUGGGUGAUGAGCACGACCAUGCCGACCAACGAUUUACCGACCGCGAUGUCGCCGAACAAUUAAGCCACUACACCACCGAGGCCGGAAUGCUGCCGGAUGAUAGAGAUGUGAUCGGAGAUGACAGAGGCAUGCUCCCCGAAGACGCCGCUGCUGUACAGGAUGCCGCCCGGAUCGAUCUAACGGCAACCUUUCCCUCUCCCGUCCCCGUCCAGCUGCCCCAUCCGCAACUUUCAGUCGAGGCCUUCCCACCCAGCAAGGAUCCGUCCCCAGGUGCCGAAUCGAACUCGUCACGUCCCAAGAGUAUUCCAAAGCCGGAUCGUGAUGUUUCGAAGCAAGCGGAUGGGAAGUUUCAUUGCCCGCUUGACGAGUGCAAGGAAGAUGUUCGAGCGUUCUCGCGAAAAUGCGAAUGGAACAAGCACAUGGAUAAGCACGAACGACCUUACCGCUGCCUAGUAGAAGGCUGUGAGAAUCUGCCAGGCUUCACCUACUCAGGCGGUCUCCUGCGACACGAACGGGAAGUUCACGGGAAGCAUGGGGGACCAAAGAACACGGUUAACUGUCCUCACCCAAACUGCAAACGACAUACGGGCAAGGGCUUCUCCCGUCAAGAGAAUCUUAACGAGCAUCUCCGACGAGUUCACACCAGCCCUGAUAAUGAGGCGUCUCCUCCCGUUGACGCCGUGCAGUCCCCCGAAGAAAAUGAGAGUGAGAGCAAGCCUGGCAUCAAGAGAAAGCGCCGCUCUAGUGGAGGAAUCAAUAGCCACGGCGAUGAACUCAUGGAACUCCGCCAGGAAGUAAAGCGAGUUCGCGAGGAGAACGAAAAGCUAAAGGCCGAAAUGGACCAGCAAUCACAGCACUCCCUCGCCAUGAUGACACAGAUUGCCGAGCUCCAGGACGCAUUGCGACACGGCCUCGGCCAGAAUGCUCUCGGUGCCCCAACAGCACAGAUGAUCUAG